GUUAUACAUAUUUGAAUCUCUUGCUUCUCAUGCUGACAUAGUUCUAAGGUUGAAAAGGUACAAUGGCUAAAUUUAGCCAAACAAUCGGGAUGGGAAUAAACCAUUACCAACUGGAAAUAGAUGUUUCUAUUAGCCUAUUUCUCCCCAAUCUCAUAGGAAGAUAUCUAUUGCUUGUAUACCAAAGUGGAGUUUUUUGGGGCCUUCUCCUGGCGAGUUCUGUCUCUUUGCUCUACUCAUGCACCUUUUCAGUUUCUUACUCCUAUUGAUAAUCAAACAGAAAAAUCCAUUGGAAAUAAACCCAUUAAUUCCUGCAAGUAAAUAUACUUUUGUCCUUUUUAUGGUAUUUUGCACGCAUCCUCUUCUUUUUCUUCUGCCUGCCUCUUCUUCUUCUUAUGCACAGGUGAUUGGGGUUUCUUCUGCCUGCUGUCUGCACUGUGCCCAUGGAAAAACCUUUCCUCCAGUAGGAACGCGAUACGGGUGUUUGGCGUGGUUGAUCAAUUGUUUUCGAUUGUUCUUCGAGGAUACUGGUUGUCUCAAAGCCUAAUGGAAGAUCAACGGCUACAGUUGCUGACAACCCGCCCACUGUCUGAUCGCGAAGCCGUGCUCUCGAAUCGGCUCCAAAUUGACGACCUGUAUUCCAGAUUCAUCAAGAGCGAUGAGAGAGAAGAUGGGAUGGUGUAUAUUUUCGAUUGGUUGCAGUUCUUUGUGACUCAACUCUCUCAUGUUCAAGGUAUGUCUUGAUGUGCAUACAUUUCUUACAGCUGCAUAGACCUGCGAUCCCCCCAUUCUUACAGGUAUAUAUUUCUGCUUUGCUUCCAACCGCGAAGUAGUGUGGUCUGCAUAUUGUGUUGUAAUACUUUCUACGUCCCAUAUCCAUUAUUUAUUUGUAACUACAAUGUUCAUUAACUGAGAAAUUGCUGAUAGAAACAAGUGUCAACAGCUUAUUAGGUUUCCAAAAGGCAUGGAAAGAAAACUUCUCAGACCGAAAUCGACAUGUGGUAAGAGGAUGGGGAAAAUAUCUGGGAGCACAUUGUCUCUCUCUUUCUCUCUCUAUCGAAUCUGUCUCUUCUAUCCUUCGCAAUGGUUCAAAAAUGGCGGAUCAGAAGGGGAGGAAUUCAUCUCCUCUUAUCUUCUUCACGACGGUUCAUAUUUCCUUAAAGGCUCGUCUUCCUAAAACCAUUUUCACAAUCUUUUUUUUUUUGAAAAAUUUAUUAUAUUUAUGUGAUUUUAGUUGUUUGGGGUGACUUUCUGGGUUUAUAUUUUUAGUAUUUGUUGCUUAACUUGCAACUUUUUCCUUCUUGAAAUUUGACGUUUGAAAUUUAGCAGCUUGGUUUUGAGCGAUUCAUGCAAUGUGGAAUAUUUUUGUUAUCACGUUUCUGUUUAAUUAACUUUUUUUAGAUCAUGAGGGAAACACUGAACUACUUGUCAUACCUUGAUCAUGUGGACAGUGAAAAACAGGUAUGGGUAUAUCUAGGAUUCGAUGACUUAUUUUCCUGUGCAUUUUAUCAACAGUUCAUUGCAAUCCCUUAUUCAGGAGAGUUUUGAUAAGUAUCUGUGUGGGUCAUGCUUUCUGAAUGAGGACUCAACUUUACGGCUGUUAUUGAUGGGUGAUUUUAAGUGUGUUACUUUUUUAAGAGUUUGAUAUGCAUAUGAGCCAUGGGGUGGCCCGUGACCAGUAUUUGACGCUUUAUGCCUUCUUUUGCAAGCGGAUUGAUCUUCUGUAGAGAGCACUGUGGCUGAUAACUGGAAAGUCCAGGAGCACAUGCAGAAAUAGAUAUUAUGUUAAGUAGGAGAUGGAGGGAUAAGAGUAUUUUGCUCUUUUUACUACUCUUUGACAGUUGACUACUUUAUCUUUCCUUCAACUAACUUUAUUGUGUUUUUUUUCUUGCUAUCUCACAGAUGAUGAAGAAAUUAAGUAAACAACUUAGUGGUGGGGAUUGGACAUGGAACACCUUAAACACUUUUUGUUCGGUAAUAAGAUCUAUAUCUAGGUCCUUGAUGGAGGAACAGAAAUUACGUAAGCAACUAAGUGGUGAGGAUUGUGCAUGGAACACCUUAAACACUUUGUGCUGGGCAAUAGGAUCAAUUUCUGGGUCCAUGAUGGAGGAACAGGUAGUGAAUCAGAAACUCUGUCCACCUCUGAAAAAAAAACACAAGAAACUCUCUGUCUAAGUUGGCAACCGCAACUCAGCAAGCAUUCGGUGACACGUCACGUCUAUAAAAAAAACAAAAAUCUCCCUUCCACAUUCUUCUUCCCUGAAUCAGAACAACAAUGGCUUCGACGCUCCAAGACACUCUCUCCAGACUCAAUCUCAAUGCCGAUUUCGCCUCUUCCUCCCCGAAUCUUGGAAAGAACCUCCACCUCUUGUCGCCGAACCACAUUGAGCUGGCGAAGCUUCUGUUGGAGAUGGAGCAGAGUCAUUUGUUUGAGCGCUGGCCAGAGCCUGGAGUUGAUGAUGAAGAGAAGAAGACAUUUUUUGAUCAGGUGGCUCGGCUUAAUUCAAGCUAUCCUGGGGGUUUGGCAUCAUACAUCAAAACUGCUAGAGAACUCUUAGCAGAUUCGAAAGCAGGAAAAAACCCUUUUGAUGGAUUUACACCUUCUGUUCCAACAGGAGAAUCCUUAACUUUUGGCAAUGAUAACUUCAUCAAGUUUGAGGAGAGGGGUGUCAAAGAAGCCCAAUAUGCUGCAUUUGUUCUUGUUGCUGGUGGACUAGGAGAACGUCUUGGAUAUAAUGGAAUUAAGGUGGCUCUUCCAAUGGAGACUACUUCGGGAACAUGUUUCUUACAACAUUACAUUGAAUCUAUCCUGGCUCUUCAGGACGCUAGUCGUAGACUAGACCAAGGUGAAUUUCAAAAGGAUAUUCCAUUCGUAAUCAUGACAUCUGAUGACACACAUGCACGUACAAUCGAGCUUUUAGAAUCAAAUUCUUACUUUGGGAUGAAACCAACUCAAGUAAAACUUCUUAAGCAGGAAAAAGUUGCAUGUUUAGACGAUAAUGAUGCAAGGCUUGCUGUUGAUCCAAAUAACAAAUUCAGAAUCCAGACGAAACCUCAUGGGCAUGGAGAUGUGCAUUCACUUCUUUAUUCUAGUGGACUUCUUGACGAAUGGCAAGAUGCUGGUUUGAGAUGGGUUCUUUUUUUCCAGGACACAAAUGGUCUUCUAUUCAAGGCAAUUCCAGCUUCAUUGGGUGUUAGUGCAAUCAAGCAAUACCAUGUCAAUUCACUUGCUGUUCCACGCAAAGCAAAAGAAGCUAUUGGUGGGAUUGCCAGACUUACUCAUACUGAUGGAAGGUCAAUGGUGAUCAACGUGGAGUACAAUCAGCUUGAUCCUCUCCUCAGAGCUACUGGAUAUCCUGAUGGAGACGUCAAUUGUGAGACAGGCUUUUCGCCUUUCCCAGGGAAUAUAAACCAAUUGAUUUUGGAACUUGGUCCUUACCUUGAGGAACUCAAGAAAACAGGAGGUGCUAUCAAGGAGUUCGUUAACCCAAAAUAUAAGGAUGCCACAAAAUCUUCCUUCAAGUCCUCUACUAGGCUUGAGUGUAUGAUGCAGGACUAUCCAAUAACAUUGCCUUCAUCAGCAAGGGUUGGAUUCACGGUUAUGGAUAUAUGGCUUGCUUACGCACCAGUGAAGAAUAACCCUGAGGAUGCUGCUAAGGUGCCAAAGGGAAACCCAUACCACAGUGCAACUUCAGGGGAAAUGGCAAUCUAUCGUGCAAACAGUCUCAUUCUAAGGAAGGCUGGUGUCCAAGUUGAGGAUCCUGUACUGCAGGUCUUUAAUGGCCAAGAAGUGGAAGUAUGGUCUCGUAUCACAUGGAAACCGAAAUGGGGAUGUAUUUUUUCAGAGAUCAAAGGCAAAGUUAGUGGAAGUUGCUCUGUUUCUCAACGAUCUACAACAGUCAUUAAGGGCCGCCACAUCUUUCUUGAUAAUAUCUCGUUGGAUGGAGCGCUUAUUGUUGACUCUGUUGAUGAUGCAGAGGUUAAAGUUGGAGGUUCAGUGCAAAACAAGGGUUGGGUCCUUGAAAAUGUCGACUACAGGGAUACCUCAGUACCCGAGGAAAUAAGGAUUAGGGGUUUCAGAAUCAACAAAGUUGAACAGCUCGAAAAGAAAUUUGAUGAGCCUGGCAAGUUCUCUUUGAAGCCUUGAGGAUUAAUUUAUACAAGGAUUCUGCAUUCUCUUUCCAAAUUACAUUUUUUCUAUGCUUACAAACUGAUGCAUAAUCUAGAAAUAAAUCACCUUUUAUCUUCUGUCGCUUACUACCCUUAAGUUGGGAUCGGAUUUGUCAUUAUGAGAUAAGAUGAGGUGAUGUGAGCAGUUGGAAACUAUGUCAUCUCUCUUUGUUUAGGUUAAAAAAAUUUUGAUUUCUCAUUCUUUAUCUUCCCAGAUGAAGAACAGCAUAUGUUAUAAUAACAGUUGCAUUACAUGAAACACUUCUUCCCUGUGAU
Tripterygium wilfordii is the source of this 4443-nucleotide messenger RNA. RefSeq names its product UDP-sugar pyrophosphorylase-like. The record is from RefSeq and is a predicted model, not a curated record. The coding region runs from base 2273 to 4144 and encodes 623 amino acids. Gene Ontology annotation, biological process: UDP-N-acetylglucosamine biosynthetic process. NCBI's taxonomy places the organism in Eukaryota, Viridiplantae, Streptophyta, Magnoliopsida, Celastrales, Celastraceae. The transcript is spliced from 23 exons. Gene Ontology annotation, molecular function: UDP-N-acetylglucosamine diphosphorylase activity.